This is a messenger RNA of Plutella xylostella (diamondback moth), 760 nucleotides long. RefSeq names its product ATP synthase subunit C lysine N-methyltransferase. The record is from RefSeq and is a predicted model, not a curated record. Gene Ontology annotation, biological process: regulation of mitochondrial ATP synthesis coupled proton transport; peptidyl-lysine trimethylation; positive regulation of proton-transporting ATP synthase activity, rotational mechanism. Lineage: Eukaryota; Metazoa; Arthropoda; Insecta; Lepidoptera; Plutellidae. Gene Ontology annotation, molecular function: protein-lysine N-methyltransferase activity. Gene Ontology annotation, cellular component: mitochondrion.
AAACAGCUGAUUGUCAAUGUCAAGCAAGUGCUCAAUUAUGUAAACAUAACCUAAAAACUUAGAUUAUUUUCAUCUUAAAUACUAAUUUACCAUGGAGUUAGAACUUUUGAAUACUAACAACCCACAGAGCUCAAGAAAAUUGUCCCCUGUGGGUAAAAUACUCAUUUACACGACAGGUGGAUUAGCAGUGGGAGUCAGUAUUAUUUGCAUACCAUUCGUUUCACCUGCUUUACGUAAAGUUUGUCUGCCUUACGUCCCGGCUACUACAGAGCAACUGCUUGGAGUGACCAAGGCUUUAGCUGGAAGAAGCGGAAGACUAUUGGAUGUGGGAUCUGGCGAUGGGCGCAUUGUCUUCACAGCUGCACGACUUGGGUUCAAAGCUGAUGGAGUGGAACUGAAUCCCUGGCUGGUGUACUACUCGAGAAUAGCCGCCCUCUUCACACCGCAAUGCCGCGACACAAACUUCUACAGAAAAGAUUUGUGGAAGUUUUCCCUGAAACCAUACAAUAACAUUGUCAUAUUUGGAGUCGAGCAAAUGAUGCAGGAAUUUGAGACAAAAUUGGUGAAAGAAGCAAAUAGUGACACCACUGUGGUUGCGUGUAGAUUUCCACUGCCUAACUUAGUGCCAGUUGAAACUAUUGGACAUGGAGUAGACACAGUUUGGAAGUAUGAAAUAAAACGAUAAAAUUGUAACUUUGUUUUAAAUAUGUAAUCUUAAGUUCUUAGUUUAUAGUACAAGAUAAUACAACUAUCAGAAUCG